UUCAACUUCGGAAGAAGAUGUUUUAACAACAUGAAAUCUGGUGCUAAACCAAGUUUCAGGCCUUUUUAUACCCAACAGAGAGCCUCUAUGUCUUUCUUCAAAAUGAACACAAUGGCUUUCACAACUCUUUCACAACUCCAAGCUACAAAGCUCGAUGCUAUCAACAGUUUAAAUGUCGGAAUGAUCAACAGCUUGGCUAUUGAAGGCAUCAGCCUCAGCCUAGACUGCGUUGAAGAGAACGAUCUCGAAGAAGAUGAUGGAAUUUAGUCGAUGCUAGGACCCCUUGUGAAGCAGCUUUGAUAGCCACCCAAUAAGUAUUGAUUAAAGAAGAAUAAAUCUUGG
This is a messenger RNA of Moneuplotes crassus, 342 nucleotides long. Lineage: Eukaryota; Ciliophora; Spirotrichea; Euplotida; Euplotidae. The record is from the annotation of a GenBank genome assembly.